AUGAUAAUAGAAGAUUGGAAUGAUUGCGCUGACAAUAAUGUUGAGUUGCACGAGACAUCAGGCAAGGCGAAAACAUCGGAUCGGAUUAUCAACACGGUCGUGACUAUUCACACAAUGGUCGGUUUUUCUUAUGGCAUGAGUGUCAUGUUGACCGAUGUUGAAGUCACCGAUCAAACGACCGAACUGCUUCACAUUCAUAAAAUGAAAGUUCCUUUUCAUAUAAGUACACAGUUUAUGUACAAAAUUGUGUUAAUCAUAGAAGUGAUAUAUAGUAUGUCCUGGGUCCUUUCUGUGCUUUUGUCUUGUCAAAUGAUGUCUGCUAAUACGAUUACCCGAUCGAUCGAGAUCGGACUUCGAGUCGUCGGCAUUUGGCCAGGCGCGACCUACGCGAUCAUCAGUCGACUUUUCUGGACCACGACGAUGAUAGUCGCACAGAUCUUUCAGUAUCGCCACAUGGCGAUGCACCUUAAUUCCGAGGAUAUCUCACAGCUGAUGGAUGGCCUAAGCGCGACGCUGUCAUACAGUUUGUUAUGUGUCAAGUUGAUUGUUUUCUGGACAAAACAACGAAUAUUCAACGAAGUGUUAGCGAGCAUCGCGACGGACUGGAAGGAAUGCGGGGAUGCCUUGUACAGCAUGAAUAACGUGGCCAAUCUCUCGCAUCGUUUCUCCAAUUUGAUCAUCGGCUUGCACUCAACGGCCGUGCUGUUCUAUGGCAUUGGCGUCGUCGCCCUGCGCAGCGACGACGUCGUCGACGCUGCUGAUCGUGAACUUUUUCUCAAAAUGGAGUUACCCUUCGAGAGUGGCACGUCGCCAAUAUACGAGGUCGUCAUGACCACGCAAUUCCUGCAUCAAAUGACGGCCGCCACCGUGAUCGGUGUGCUCAGCGCACUGCUCGUUACGCUGGUGCUUCAUGUAGGUGGUCAAAUAGAUAUUUUACGAGAAAAAUUAUUGGACAUUUUACCAAAGGAAAAGAAACCAUUUGUUUCUAUGAUUACCAUAGGCUCCUUAAUUCGAAAACAUCAGAACAUCAUCGUUUUCACCGAAAAGAUUGAGAAUCUAUACUCAUAUAUUGCGCUAGCCCAAUUCAUAUCAAAUACUCUCGUUAUAUGCUGUUUGGGCUUUAUCAUCGUAAACUCAAUCGGCGCCAAUGAAGGCUCUUCUAUGUUAGUGAGAUCUCUUUUAUUUUACGUCGUCAUUAAUUUAGAAGCGUUUAUCUUCUGUUUUGCUGGCGAAUACUUAAGUAUCAAGAGCAAGAUGAUCGGCGACGCGGCGUACCAGUCUGUAUGGUAUGAUUUGACUCCCAGCGAAAAUCGAAUCCUUCUAUUCCUGAUAAUGAGGUCACAAAAACAACUGACGAUCACCGUCGGCAAGUUCAUGAAUCUCUCUUUGCAACAGUUCGCGAAUAUCAUUAAAUCGUCAGCGUCAUAUGUCUCUGUGCUAUACGCGUUGUAA
This is a messenger RNA of Mycetomoellerius zeteki, 1452 nucleotides long. RefSeq names its product odorant receptor 13a-like. NCBI's taxonomy places the organism in Eukaryota, Metazoa, Arthropoda, Insecta, Hymenoptera, Formicidae. Gene Ontology annotation, molecular function: odorant binding; olfactory receptor activity. Gene Ontology annotation, biological process: sensory perception of smell; detection of chemical stimulus involved in sensory perception of smell. Gene Ontology annotation, cellular component: plasma membrane. The record is from RefSeq and is a predicted model, not a curated record.